Molecule: messenger RNA, 1464 nt
Organism: Menidia menidia (Atlantic silverside)
Lineage: Eukaryota; Metazoa; Chordata; Actinopteri; Atheriniformes; Atherinopsidae
Source: the annotation of a GenBank genome assembly
AUGACGGUGGUCUCCACGGAGAACAUGGACGAGACGUCCACCCUGCCGGGCCACCCGCAGGACGCCUACCCGCUCGACGACGACCACGACGACCACGACUGCUGCGAGCGGGUGGUCAUCAACAUCUCGGGGCUGCGCUUCGAAACCCAGCUCAAGACCCUGGCCCAGUUCCCCGAAACCCUCCUGGGGAACCCCAAGAAGAGGAUGCGCUACUUCGACCCGCUCCGGAACGAGUACUUCUUCGACCGGAACCGGCCCAGCUUCGACGCCAUCUUGUACUACUACCAGUCCGGGGGCCGGUUGAGGAGGCCGGUCAACGUCCCCCUGGACAUGUUCUCGGAGGAGAUCAAGUUCUACGAGCUGGGGGCCGAGGCCAUGGAGAAGUUUCGGGAGGACGAGGGCUUCAUCCGGGAGGAGGAGCGGCCACUGCCGGAGAAGGAGUUCCAGCGCCAGAUCUGGCUCCUGUUCGAACACCCCGAGAGCUCCGGCCCCGCCCGAGGGAUCGCCAUAGUUUCCGUGAUGGUGAUCCUCAUCUCCAUAGUGAUCUUUUGUCUGGAGACUCUGCCCGAGCUGAAGGAGGACCCCAACGACCGGAUACACAUGGUGGGCAACACCACCAUGUACUACAAGGCCAGCGUGCUCACAGACCCCUUUUUCGUGGUGGAGACCCUCUGUAUUAUCUGGUUUUCCUUCGAGCUGAUCGUGCGUUUCUUCGCCUGCCCCAGCAAGGCGGCCUUCUUCAAAAAUAUGAUGAACUCCAUAGACAUCGUGGCCAUCAUCCCCUACUUCAUCACUCUGGGCACGGAGCUGGCCGACGACCAGGAGAGCAAGGAGGGGAAGGCGGGAGGGGGGGAGCAGGCCACCUCUCUGGCCAUUCUCAGGGUGAUCCGCCUGGUGAGGGUUUUCAGGAUCUUUAAGCUUUCCCGACACUCCAAAGGCCUCCAGAUUUUGGGGCAGACUCUGAAAGCUAGCAUGCGCGAGCUGGGGCUGCUCAUCUUCUUCCUCUUCAUCGGCGUGAUCCUCUUCUCCAGCGCCGUGUACUUCGCGGAGGCCGAGGAGAAAGAGUCCUUCUUCACCAGCAUCCCGGACGCCUUCUGGUGGGCGGUGGUUUCCAUGACGACGGUGGGCUACGGGGACAUGUACCCGGUGACCAUCGGGGGGAAGAUCGUGGGCUCUCUGUGCGCCAUCGCGGGGGUUUUGACCAUCGCUCUGCCCGUCCCCGUCAUCGUCUCCAACUUCAACUACUUCUACCACCGGGAGACGGAGGGCGAGGAGCAGUUCCAGUACACGCACGUGUCCUGCGGCCAUCAGCAGCCGGCGCCCGCGUUCGGCCAGUUCCAGGAGAGCCACAGCAGGCCGUCCCUGACCAAGUCCGAGUACCCGGACAGCGAGGACGCCGACUCCAUCAAAUACACCAACUGCAGCCCCCACAAGGCCUACACCGGCAAGCUGAGCGACGUGUGA